AUGCUCUUCACUUCCACUUUCGCUCUCCUUCUCACCGCCAUAAUCAACCUCAGCGCAGCCCAGGAGGACUGCAGUCGCAACUACACCAUUGUCGCCGGAGACACCUGUGAUAGAAUUUGCCAAUCGCAGGGUGUUUCCAACUACCAGCUCGGACGUGUGAAUCCCCAGAUCGAUGCAAACUGUGACAAUUUGGUCCCGGGUCAGGUCAUCUGUUUGGGGAUCAUUGGCCAAGACUGUACUGAAACCCAUACUGUCACUGGUGGAGAGACUUGCAUUAGCAUUACCGGCGACGCGGGCAUUGGACUUGAUGUUUUUAUGUGCAACAACCCGAACAUUGACGCCAACUGCGAUAAUCUUGAUAUUGACAAUGUUGUGUGUGUUGCUGCUGAUACCAUUUAUCCUGACACAUGCCCCUCGGAUGAACCAGCAUUGUUUGUACAAUAA
This is a messenger RNA of Desarmillaria tabescens, 444 nucleotides long. RefSeq lists its product as uncharacterized. The transcript has 4 exons. The coding region runs from base 1 to 444 and encodes 147 amino acids. NCBI's taxonomy places the organism in Eukaryota, Fungi, Basidiomycota, Agaricomycetes, Agaricales, Physalacriaceae. The record is from RefSeq and is a predicted model, not a curated record.